Messenger RNA from Arabidopsis lyrata subsp. lyrata, 764 nucleotides. RefSeq names its product transcription factor PRE2. The record is from RefSeq and is a predicted model, not a curated record. Gene Ontology annotation, molecular function: protein dimerization activity. NCBI's taxonomy places the organism in Eukaryota, Viridiplantae, Streptophyta, Magnoliopsida, Brassicales, Brassicaceae. Gene Ontology annotation, biological process: regulation of growth; regulation of DNA-templated transcription. The coding region runs from base 259 to 543 and encodes 94 amino acids. The transcript is spliced from 2 exons.
UUGUAAAUUCACGUGUCAUGUAUCCAAGACUCCAAUUCUAAACCACUGUUUUCUCUUGUGCACUUGUCGUCGUCACAUCCUACACCCCUAUUUAAGAUUAUUUGUAUUACUCUCUCUAGAAGUGGUCCUAGCUCUCUAUAUAACACCAUUUCUUCUCCGUCUUUCUUCUCCCUUUCUUUCGACAAGCACAAACAAAGCCAUCAAGAGAAGAGAGCCUUUUCUUGGAUUCAGAUACACAAGAAUAUUUUUCAAGUCAAAAUGUCGUCUAGCAGAAGGUCGAGACAAGCAAGCUCAUCAUCAAGAAUUAGCGAUGACCAGAUCACUGAUCUCAUCUCAAAGCUCCGACAGUCCAUUCCGGAGAUUCGCCAGAACCGUCGUUCCAACACGGUAUCAGCGUCGAAAGUGUUACAAGAGACUUGCAACUACAUAAGAAACUUGAACAAGGAAGCCGAUGACCUCAGUGAUCGAUUGACUCAGCUUCUGGAAUCCAUUGAUCCUAAUAGCCCACAAGCCGCCGUUAUUAGGAGCUUGAUUAAUGGAUAAUAUUAUAAGUUUAUUAGUUGUGCUUAUAUAAGCUUAAAAUCUCAUUGAGAGGUUGAUCCAUCUAUCAGGGUGUUGCAUAAUUAUAUAUCUAUUAUGUUUCUUAUAUAUUAUUUACAAUCCUAGCUAGCUAGGGUUCAUAUUUUGACCCUCUUUUGGUUUAACAUCAUGCAUGCAACCAUUAAGCUUAAAUUAUAAUAAAUAAUAUUCGAGCAAUUAUUUAA